AUGUUACUGUUAUUUUUAUCGACAAGUUCAGAUUCGAAUAACUUGACGUCCGGAACGCAGUCGUUUGCCGCAGCGGCAGCUUCCGGUUUAUCGUCGUGUGUUCAAGCGUCGGUAGCCAGUGCAACGGCUGCCGCGACCACCGCCACUACCGCUGCCGCUGCCACCACCACUGUCGAGACUCCAAUUACAGCACCCACUUGUCCCACACCUCCGACAAGUCAAUUGAGUCGCGGAGUACAGUUUGAGAUAUCCGAAAUGGAUGUGCUAAGUGAAGAGAUCUGGCACUAUCAUAAUUCGGUUACCCAGUCGGAAAAGAUGCUCAAUCGGAAGUUGCAUCUUCGUGACAUGCUGUACUAUUCGAUCUGUCCUGUUUUUCCGAUGUGUGGUUUGUAUGUUGUUGGAUCAUCGUUGAAUGGAUUUGGCAACAAUACAUCUGACAUGGACUUGUGCUUGAUGAUCACAAAUAAGGAUCUUGAUCAGAAAACCGACGCUGUUGUAGUGCUGAAUAUGAUUCUCAGUACGUUGCAACACACAGAAUGGGUUUCGCACCAGAAGUUGAUCUUAGCCAAGGUCCCUAUACUUCGGAUAAAGUUUGCGCCACCGUUCUCAGAUAUCACGGUCGAUUUAAAUGCGAAUAAUUCAGUGGCUAUCAAGAAUACUCACCUCCUGUGCUAUUAUUCGUCCUUUGAUUGGCGUGUCCGUCCGUUAGUGUCUGUAGUAAAGGAAUGGGCGAAGCGUAAAGGCAUCAACGAUGCGAAUCGAUCGUCAUUCACAAGUUACUCCCUUGUUCUGAUGGUUAUUCAUUACCUUCAAUGUGGGACGGAACCAGGCGUGCUUCCAUCGUUACAACAGAUGUUCCCUCGGCGAUUCGCAAAUAAAUGCGAUGUGCGAACAUUGAAUGUAACCUUACCUUUGGAGCCACCCACGGCGUCGGAAUGGCAAUAUGCAGAUAAGUCGACCCUUGGCGAACUUCUCAUUGGCUUUCUCGACUACUAUGCGAAUAAAUUCGAUUACGAUCGUGACGCGAUUUCUGUGCGACUCGGCAAGCGAAUCGACCGAGCAGUGAUUGCGCGGCAACGUCCAAAUGGAGGCUACCAACAGAAUGGCACCAACUGGCGGUCACAGUGGCGAUGUAUAUGCAUCGAGGAACCGUUCACCUAUUCGAACACAGCGCAUUCUAUUUAUGACGAAAUGGUGUUUGAUGCCAUAAAGACGGCUUUCCGAGAGGCGCAUCAAGAGUUGGACACCACACGAGAUUUGCAACGGUUGUUGAAUUGCAAACCGAUCACGGUGAACGCUCCUAUGGGAGGCGCGAUGGUCUAUGUUUCGUCGUACAGUUCGACACGUGAGAUGUCUGCCGGCUCUACAGCUGGUGAUUCGCCGAUGAGUGGUCACUCAAGGCGGUCCACACCGCGCGGAAGCAGUUCCGGAAGCAGCAUAAGCACAGCGCAUAGUGCGGCAAGUAGUAGUGGUAGUUCAAGCUCAAGCGAUUACGGCGAGGACCAGGAUCAUGAUCGGUUGACCGAUGUGGCUGACGUGAGCGGUGUGCCACUACAACGGCAAACAAAAGCUCGCAGUCGUCGGAUAUCACGACCAAACGGUUCCAUACCAUCCUGUCUUCCAACGUCACCGCCCAAGAUCCCAGUCACCACGGCAGCUGAGCAAUGA
This is a messenger RNA of Ostertagia ostertagi, 1668 nucleotides long. The record is from the annotation of a GenBank genome assembly. NCBI's taxonomy places the organism in Eukaryota, Metazoa, Nematoda, Chromadorea, Rhabditida, Trichostrongylidae.